Messenger RNA from Anneissia japonica, 1423 nucleotides. RefSeq lists its product as uncharacterized. NCBI's taxonomy places the organism in Eukaryota, Metazoa, Echinodermata, Crinoidea, Comatulida, Comatulidae. The transcript is spliced from 2 exons. The record is from RefSeq and is a predicted model, not a curated record. The coding region runs from base 283 to 1026 and encodes 247 amino acids.
UUGGAUGUAAUCGACGAUUUAGAAUUCAUGUUGCUGUCUGAAAUUAACAGACCGACAAACGCAGACCUUGAAUGAUGGAAGUACGACAAGUUUAAGCUGGAAACAUUAAAUAACGAUGAAUGUAAUGCUUACUUCAGGUUCUUCAAAGAGGAUAUUCACCAUUUGAAAGAUGUGUUUCACAUUCCAGAUCAAGUUAAAUGUAAAAACAACUCGAAAAUUGAAGGAAUUGAAGCACUCUGUAAAAUGUUGCAACGAUAUGCAUAUCCUUGCCGAUAAGUUGACAUGAUUAAAACUUUUGCUAGGCCCGUACCCCAGCUUUGUUUAAUAACUGGUCAGAUGACAAACCACAUAUACAAUAUGUUUGGUAGACUUCUAACAGACCUUGAUCAACCAUGGCUUUUACCAGUCAAUCUUGAAAAGUAUGCCCAAGCAGUGUUUGAAAAGGAAGCUCCCCUUAAAAAUUGCAGGGGCUUCAUUGAUGGAACCGUUAGGGCAGUGUGCAGGCCUCAAGAAAAUCAACAGGUUCUGUUUAAUGGUCAUAAAAGGCUACAUUCUAUAAAGUUUCAGUCUCUGGUGGCAGCAAACGGCAUGAUUGCCAACAUGUACGGUCCUAUUGAAGGGAGACGGCAUGACAGUUUUAUGCUGCGUGAGUCAGGCUUACUGGAUCAAUUGGAGCAAAUGUCUGUUAAUACAAACAAUGAAAUCAUGUGUAUUUACGGGGACCCAGCAUAUCCUAUAAGACCUCAACUUCAAGCACCAUUUAAAGGCAACCUAUCACCAAUAGAACAGGACUACAAUAAGGCAAUGAGUGAAGUGCGUGUUUCUGUGGAAUGGUUAUUUGGGGACAUAUUAAAUUACUUUAAAUUCACUGAUUUUAAAAAAUCACAAAAAGUUGGAAUGAGUGCUGUGGGGAAAAUGUAUCUUGUUUCUGCUUUACUGCAAAAUGCACACACAUGCCUAUACAGAAACACAACAUGUAAUUACUUUGAACUCUGUCCUCCCAAGUCAUAUGAUUAUUUUCAGUAAAUUUUGUUUGUUGGUGUGUUGACACAAUAAAAGUGGAUAUCAGAUAUAAAUACAAAUCUCUUUUUAUUCAAUACUGUUCUUCCGUACUAUUCCAGGUUUGAAUAUCAAAACCAAAGUAAAAUACGUUAUAAAAACCAGCUGUGAAAAAUUCACAACAGAAUAGCCUACAUUAUUUACAUUUUAAGUGAGGCCAAACAACAAAGGUUUGCAUUAAUGUUAACAUGACUAAACAUAUACAACAUCAAAGGUCAACAUUUUUAUUCAUUUUUUAAAAUCUUUUUUUUUAAUUCUACUGUAUUUAUUUUUUUUACGUAUUUUUUUUAAUGUAGACAUGUCCAAGCAGUCGAAAACAUAAUACUGUACUGUACUUGCAAGACCAACAGCCUGUUCAACUCAA